CUCGUAUUUUGGCAGGAGAGCGAAAUGAGGGACGGCUACCCGGCUGAACUGGAUAUGUGGUCAUGGGACACAGGGGCACGUAUCUGGGGCCCGUAUGCGCCGGGGGGAUGCCUGGGUAUGGGGGGCACGGCGAGAAAACGGGAGAACGGUGUGCAGUUGUGGUGACAAGUGCAUGCGGGGGAUCUGACAAUGGACCUUGUGCGAGUACCCCAGAUCGCCCCGUUGUCCAUGCUGCAUGCUAUCAAGCUAUGCAAGGCCGUAUCUCGCUCGCUGUAUCGGGCGGGCAGGCGAGAUAAGGAGCAAGAUAAGGAGGGAAAAGGAGACGAGGAAAGGAGUCGAGUUGACCCCCAGAUGAGAUAAGGGUUGAAAGGAAAUCAGUCGUACACCGUCACCGGCAGGCGCAUCUCUUAUCGGCCCGGUCACGACAUAUAUAGCAGCGAUGCAUGCCCAUCAUUCACCAUCCACCACACAUCCAGCCAUCCGGAUUCCCCCAAGACUCCCCCCUUACACCCAGAGCCAAUAGGUGAGUGCUGAGCCAUCCCCUCUUCUCCAUUCGCUGCCCACCGGCUAUCUCCCGGCCACCCGGUGCGUCGUGCCAGCGAGCAUACUGCCCAGAUCCAUCCCCUGCCCCGUCCAUCUGCAUACUCUCCAUCCCACAUGGAUAUCAUCUCUACGACCUCCCGACCCCAGAGCCCCAGAGACAGGGACAGCCGAGCUCAAGCAGGCGACGAAGGCCCGCGCUUAGUGCGAGUCGAUUAACGGAUGAUAACACUUUUCGUUUCUUUAUCUCUCUCCAUCCUUUCAUCUUCUGUCGCUGACGCCUACUCUUUUCAUCUCCCACAUGCCGCGUAUCGCCCUCCCUCGCCUUCCCCUACGCCAGCAGUCCAGCCGACGCACUUUUACAUCCACCAUGGCUCCCUUCAAGCCUGCCCUGUCUAUCGACACUAUCAACCCUGCCGUCCUUUCCGUCCACUAUGCCGUCAGAGGCGAGCUCGCUACCAAAGCCGACGACUAUGCCCAAAUCCUCAAGACCCCCACUUCAUCCCCCGCCUCAUCGCCAGGCGGUGUCUCGCGGUCCGACCUGCCCUUCGAAAAAAUCGUCACUGCCAAUAUCGGCAACCCCCAGCAGGCUGGGCUGGAUCAGGUGCCCCUGACGUUCUGGCGCCAGGUCAUCUCGCUGCUCGAGUACCCCGAUUUGAUGACGACACACAAGGCGUUGGCAAAGCAGAUCUACCCGGAAGAUGUGCUGGAACGGGCCGAGAGUCUGUACAGGGAUAUUGGCAGUGUGGGCGCGUAUACGCAUUCCAAGGGGGUGCUUCAGGUCCGGCAACGAGUCGCCAAGUUUAUUGAAUCGCGCGAUGGCUACCCCGCCGACCCCGAGUCCAUCUACCUCACUGCCGGUGCUUCUGCCGGUGUCUCCUCCAUCCUCGGCGUCGCCCUCCGCAAGGGCGAUGGCUGCAUGAUCCCCAUCCCCCAGUACCCCCUCUACACCGCCACCCUCGCCUACCUCGAAGCUGAGCCUUUACCCUACUAUCUCUCUGAGGCCGACGACUGGUCUAUGAGCCACGACUCACUUUUGAAGAGUGUGGAGGAAGGCAAGAAGGCUGGGAAACCCGUCAAGGCAUUGGUCAUCAUCAACCCUGGAAACCCCACGGGUGCUUGUCUGAGUUUGGAGGCGAUGGAGGCCGUGGUCAGGCUUUGUUAUGAGGAAGGCAUCCUCCUCCUCGCGGACGAAGUCUACCAGGCCAAUAUCUACGACCCUUCCCACCGCCCAUUCAUCUCGUUCAAAAAGGUCCUCCGGAGCAUGCCUGAAGAGAUUGCAAACAGUGUCGAGCUUGUGUCGUUCCACUCCAUCUCGAAGGGUGUCAGCGGAGAGUGUGGAAGGCGAGGAGGGUACUUUGAGUGUGUCAAUAUUGAUAGCGAGGUGAUGGACCAGGUGUACAAGAUGGCUAGUAUCUCUCUGUGUCCCCCGGUCUCUGGUCAAGUCGGUGUCGACCUCAUGGUCUCUCCUCCCACCGAAGGCUCUCCUUCCUAUCCCCUCUGGUCCCAAGAAACCUCCCUCAUCCACAACAAUCUCAAAUCCCGCUCCUUCCUCAUGGCCGAGCAUUUCAACAAGAUGCAAGGCGUCACUUGCAACAAUGCCGAAGGCGCCAUGUACCUCUUCCCCAAGAUUGACAUGCCGGAGAAGGCGGUGGCCAAGGCCAAGGAAAUUGGAAAGGAGGUGGAUGUGAUGUAUGCUUUGGACCUUCUUGAUGCGACGGGUAUCUGUGCGGUCGCCGGCAGUGGGUUUGGACAAGAACCGGGGACGUAUCAUCUCCGAGUCACCGCUUUGUGCCCAGACACUGCCGAGUUUAUUGGCAGGUUUGAAAAGUUCCACCAGGACUUUAUGGCCAAGUAUGCCUAAAAAGGGCCUUUGUAUGAGAGGUCAGGAUUGUUUUCAUAGGGUUGCGCCGGGGCAUCGACGGUGGUCGAUUUGUAAACAACAUACUCAGACAGGAAAGGUGAGAGAGGAGCUGUGAAGAAGGGCGAAAGAGAGAACUGUGUAAUUAUGAAAGAAGUCUAUACUCUACAUUUUUGUUCAUGACAUGGACUUGGGUUUAUCAUGCCUCGAUUGGAAACAAGGCCACGAGAUAUACCGUGCUGGCGCUCUUUCGAACCAAACGGCCGCCCUGUGAGUAAAGAGUGACAUGUCAUGUCCUCACAGCCGACCUUUGUGUCAGUGUCUCCUAGGUGGGAAGAUCUCUUUCCUUUAGAUGGGCGAUUGAAGGAAGAAGCAAUUCAGGGAGGCACUAGGGCGGGGUCUGCUGCUGACCAUGGAAGGGGCAUUGGUAUGUUUCCCAUGGUCAUGAUCUGGACAGGCGCUGUCCGCUGAUUAGUCGACAGAUAC
This is a messenger RNA of Cryptococcus amylolentus CBS 6039, 2887 nucleotides long. RefSeq lists its product as hypothetical. Gene Ontology annotation, biological process: biosynthetic process. The record is from RefSeq and is a predicted model, not a curated record. Gene Ontology annotation, molecular function: pyridoxal phosphate binding; L-alanine:2-oxoglutarate transaminase activity. The coding region runs from base 842 to 2404 and encodes 520 amino acids. Lineage: Eukaryota; Fungi; Basidiomycota; Tremellomycetes; Tremellales; Cryptococcaceae. The transcript is spliced from 4 exons.